ACCCAACAACAGGCAAAAACAAAAUAAAUGUUUAUUUGUGAUAGAUUUUAAACCACUUAACCAUUUUGGAAAUACAAAAAGAGUGACCGCCAUAACAGUUCACUGUGACAGUUAAUGCAGUUACUCUGUGCCGGUUAUCGCCCACCUCUAGCUCUCGCGGAAUUAGUGUAAUUUGGAUUGUUUAACUUUACUAGGGCAAUUGGACGCUUGAAAAUAAAGGAAAAUGUCGCGGAACGUGACCCUCUCGGACGAGCAGAGCCGCCUCAACGCGCGCCUGGAGGCGCACAUGGUAUACAUAUGCCCUGAAUGCGGGAAGGCCUUUCGCACACAGGCCGAGUGGCGUCAGCAUCUGAACACGAAACACGACUAUCUGAAGAAGACCUACUCGGACUUCAACUUCAUCCAGAUCGACGAGCGCUUCCACGAGUGCCAGCUGUGCUUCAAGUGGGUGGAGAACGCCCACAAGACGAUUGCCCUGUUGCAGUACCACUACUUCAUGCACCUGGAGCACAGUGAAACCUACCGCUGCGUGCACUGCCGCAUGGCGUACACAAGGCGCAGGGCUCUGAACGUCCACCUCUUGGACACGCACAUGCGGGAGAUCGAGAAGUACGAGAACAAACUGCGACAGAUGAAACGGCAGCAGCAAACGAAGACGGCCACUGUGGCAGGAUCUGGUCCAGCGAGCCCUACAAAGGGACGCGGCCGCCCCAAAGGGUCCGUGAACAGAAAGCAAAAGGAUCUGCUGCAAAAGGCGCUCAUGGACAUCGAUCUGAACACGGAGUUGGAGAAAUCUCCCACUCAACCAGCGGCAGCAGCGGCAACAGUUCCUGCUGUCGCCAAUAAAGUCAAUACAAAUGUCAGUGAGCAAAAUCUGGACAGGUGUUUGAAUGCCUACGAGGACAUUGUGCGCAAGGAGGAGGAAAAGCUGCCCAAGUUUGAAGACGAUUUGGAUGCCCUUUGCCAGGAGAUCUUUGAGGAUGGACCAAUCACCACCAAGGGCAGGCCAAAAGCAGAUGAAGAGCAGCGACCAGUGGAAACGCAACUGCCUCAGGAUAAUCAGGAGGUGGUCAUCAUUGAGAUCGACGCUCUUGGCAAGGAGGAAGUGGCCCAGCUGAAGAAGGAGAUGAAAUCAGACCCAGUCGUUCCAGCGGCUAAGCGUCGUCGCAUCUCAACGACGCCCACCCGUGACUCAGACUCUGAGAUGUCCAACAACGGCUUGAUUAAACUCGUGUCGUACUUGUGCCCAAACUGCGGCAAGGAAAUCGCGUCCAUGGAUGGAUGGCGCGCGCACGUUUUCAAGAAGCACGACUUCGAGCACAUUGUCGAGAACAGCUUCAAGAUCAUGGAGCAGGGGCGCAAGGCCAUGUGCCUGCACUGCCGCGAGGUGCAGCCAACAACCAAUAGGUCGCUUCUCCAAAAGCACUACUUUAAACAUCUGCCCUACAGAUCCUACCUCAAGUGCACCCUCUGCGAUCGCACCAAGACCAGCACCUCAAAGAUUCUCAACCAUAUCCGCUACAAUCACCAGGAGGAGCUGCAGCGCAAGAACAAGACGCAAUUGCUCAUAAAACCAGAGCCCAAAUGGUUCAGUCCGAAUAGGUCCGGCAAAGCAAACAAGCCGGAUGAAGCUGCUUCUGAUGGCGAGGAGGAUGGCGACGAGGAAGGCCUCGUUUGCGAGCACUGUAACAAAACAUUUAAGACCAAAUGGCGCCACGAACGCCAUGUAGGCGCAUGCAGAAAGGCUGGCGUUAUCCGGCCAUCAUCCCCAGUCGAAGGCACCGUCGAAGCCAUGCUCAGUAAUCUGCGAGAGGGGCACAUUCGAAUGAACGCCAUCUGGAAAGCGAUGCAGCGUGAAAAGGUUUAAUUGUAGUUUAGUUUAUGUCGAUUAGCUGAAAAAUAAAAAAAAUGAAAGAUUUA
Messenger RNA from Drosophila biarmipes, 1920 nucleotides. RefSeq lists its product as uncharacterized. Bases 224 to 1867 code for a protein of 547 amino acids. Gene Ontology annotation, cellular component: nucleus. Gene Ontology annotation, molecular function: DNA-binding transcription factor activity, RNA polymerase II-specific; sequence-specific DNA binding. The record is from RefSeq and is a predicted model, not a curated record. The transcript has 2 exons. NCBI's taxonomy places the organism in Eukaryota, Metazoa, Arthropoda, Insecta, Diptera, Drosophilidae. Gene Ontology annotation, biological process: regulation of transcription by RNA polymerase II.